Molecule: messenger RNA, 3593 nt
Organism: Macadamia integrifolia
Lineage: Eukaryota; Viridiplantae; Streptophyta; Magnoliopsida; Proteales; Proteaceae
Product: protein FAM135B-like
Exons: 15
Source: RefSeq, a predicted model, not a curated record
CCAUAUAGAAAAUUAUAAAUAAACAGCGUAAGUGUCGCUUGGAACGACAUCAAUUAUCAAAAGACCAUCUCACCAGCUCACCAGCUCACCAUCAAUGUUUCAAACUGUUGAUGAUUUUUCUAUGUACAAUUUACAAAUUGCCAUUGCCGUCUUAAUCAUUCGGUCCAAGUAGUAAUAAAUUUCAAAGAGUCCUGUUAGAUAUGGUGCAAUUCAAUUUCAUCUCUUCGGAUUUCGAUAAUAAAGUAAUCAAGGGCUUUGUUGGAUCCCAGAAUCUUUGAGACAAGAACAGUAUUGUCUCUAAUCUGAUUAUAAGAUGUGAGAACGUGAUCGCGAGAUGGUGGUGAAUUGGUGAUCGCUCUACGAAAGCGAAAGCUUCCAGCUGGAGGAGACCUGAGACCUGAGACCUGAGACCUGAGUCCUGAGUCCUGACUCUGACCUUCUCUCUGUCUAUGUUUUUCUGUCUUCGACAUUCGAAGACAAAACCCUAGGUCAUUCAUGACGAGGGGGAAAAACCUUUCUUCGUGGGGAUCUGCAGAUGUUGCAUAGAGACUCAUUCCAAACUUGCGUCUCUGCUUUGCGUUUGGGACGGAUUUCUGUUUUACUGAUUAGAAAUUUUUUUGUGGGAUUGUGUUAAAUUUUGUUAUUAUUUGAUGGGAUGACAUUCGAGAAAGGAUACUUGUCUCGUCGGAGAACGAGGUUUGCGAGGAAGGAGAUUCGGAGAUUUGGUGGAGACUUUGGAUUUCAGAUUGUUUGAGAAGCGGAGGAGGGAUGCAAGUUUCAGGGAGAUUUUGGGACGUGAAUCGCUUAUGUUCCGCCGUCUCCAAUUUUUAAUUGGUAUGAAUUAUAAGAUCUCGUCUACGAAGAGGUUGCUUAAUGCAAAGAGAAAACCGUGUAAGCCUGCUAUGUUUGAAACAGUACAAGAAGUCGCCAUCUACAUACACAGGUUUCAUAAUCUCGACCUUUUCCAACAAGGAUGGUACCAAAUUAAAAUUACAAUGAGAUGGGAGGACACUAGAUAUACCUCUCCUGGAACACCUGCGAGAGUCGUUCAGUAUGAAGGGCCUGAUUUGGGGUUUGAUGAUGUCAUUGGAAUAUGGAGGAUUGACGAUAAGGAGAACAGUUUCUCUACACAGCCUUUUAGGAUCAAGUAUGCUAGGCAGGAUGUUCCUCUAUUUGUCAUGAUCUCUUUUAAUCUACCACUUGGAAAAUUUGAGGCUCCUGCCAAAUCUGCUGUGAUUUUGAAGUUUGAGCUUCUGCAUGCUCCAAUACUGGAGAAUGGGUCCGACUUUCAAGCAUCUUUGGACGCACUUCCUGCUUCCAUCCAUGAAUUCCGGAUUCCUCCCAAAGGCCUUCUGGGUUUGCAUUCAUAUUGCCCUGUUCAUUUUGAUACUUUCCAUGCGGUGCUUGUUGAUUUAAGUGUGCAUGUCACUCUACUGAAAGCUGGAGCCUACACUCCUCCACGGAAGGUAUCCAGGUUAGCCAGUGAUUCUCUUACAGUUGGAGGUGUUGCUCGUGAAAACUGUGAUAAGUCCAAUCGAGUGUUGGACCAAGGGGCUUAUGGGGGUUCAAAACAAAUUUCAUUGCUGAAAGCAUUGUUAAUUGCUCGUGACAUACUCCUAGAAGAACUACAGAAUCUUAGCAAGGCCAUAGAUCAAAAAGUUGAUUUGACUGAUUUUAUCUCAAAUAUGGGAAUGAGACACGCAGCAAGUGAGGCACAUAAUGGUCUUGAGAAAUCAAAUGGCAUUAUUGAUUUUGUUAGUGAUGAGGUGCUGCAAUCUCUAAAUAAGGAGAAUCUGUCAAGCGCUUUCAGUUCAGUGGCAAACCAACUUUCAUUUUUGUGGAAUGCAUUUCUAAAGUUUCACAGGGCUAACACAACCAAGAUACUGGAAUUCCUGCGGGAUUCAUGGGCCAAUGAUCGUAGAGCGGAGUGGUCAAUAUGGAUGGUCUACACUAAGGUUCAGAUGCCCCAUCAUUAUUUGAGAAGUGGAAAUGAUGAUUCAUCUCAACAUAGUGUACGUGGGAAAGUUUCAAUUGCGAAGAGAUAACCAGCUGAGACUGCACAUGCACGUGCCGAGCUUCAUCGAAGAAGUAUUGCACAAAUGAGAAUAAACAAUCGGUCAAUUCAAGAUAUGCAAAUCUUUGGUGAUCCUUUACAUGUCCCUCUUUUAAUUGUGGAACGGGUUGUGAAUGCUCCAUUCCGUACUACAAGUGGCAAUUCCUACUUCAGCUCUAUGGACCGGAGGGAUACGUCUUCCAUAAUUGUGGAACCCAGCAUUAGGACCGUAAACAAGUUAUGUGCUGCUGGCCCACACAGAAAUGGUCGUGUUUUGAGGGUUGUGGUCUUUGUGCAUGGAUUUCAGGGACAUCAUCUGGAUUUACGGCUUGUUCGGAAUCAAUGGAUUUUGAUAGAUCCUGGAGCAGAAUUUCUCAUGUCAGAGGUGAAUGAAGAGAAAACAUCUGGUGAUUUCAGAGAAAUGGGUUCAAGACUGGCUGAGGAAGUGACUUCUUUUCUUAAAAGGAAAAUUGAUAAAAUGUCAAGAUCUGGAGGCUUCCUAAAUAUCAAGCUUAGCUUUGUUGGGCACUCCAUUGGGAACAUCAUUAUAAGAACUGCCUUAACACAGGGCGUGAUGGAACCAUUUCUAAGAUACCUUUAUACAUACUUAUCCAUAUCAGGCCCACACCUGGGCUAUUUGUACAGCACCAACUCUUUAUUCAACUCUGGGCUGUGGGUUUUGAAGAAGCUCAAAGGAUCACAGUGUAUUCACCAGCUUACCUUCACUGAUGAUUCAGACCUUCAAAACACUUUCUUCUACAAGCUUUGCAAGCAAAAGACAUUGGAGAAUUUCAAGAACAUAAUCCUGUUGUCGUCACCCCAGGAUGGGUAUGUUCCUUAUCACUCUGCUAGAAUUGAAUUAUGCCAGGCAUCAUCAUGGGACUACUCCAAAAAAGGUAAAAUCUUCAUGGAGAUGCUAAAUAAUUGCUUGGACCAGAUACGUUCCCCCUCCUCUGAACCCCGAACAUUCAUGCGAUGUGAUGUCGACUUUGACACCUCUUCCCAUGGGAAGAACUUGAAUACCUUCAUUGGUCGGGCUGCUCAUAUUGAGUUCCUAGAGACUGACAUUUUUGCGAAGUUUCUAAUGUGGUCAUUCCCAGAGUUAUUCCGAUAAUGGUGGUGGAAGACUUUGAACUUCUGUCCAUUUGUUAAUCAUCUCUCCAUAGAAAAACUCAACAGAACCCUUUCACCAGCUUGGUCCAAUUUUGGAAUCAAGGAAUGGAAGUUGGGUGAGACAUGGUUAUGCCAGGUGAAUACUUCCAUCCAUGGCAUCUCAAUGAUUUUGACAGACCUCAUCUUGGAGUUGAAUGUUUGGAGGAAUUGUAUAUGAUUCAUUUUUAGGUAGGGGAAAUUAUUUCAUUUAGUUAAAGGCAAAUAGAUUUGUAAUUAUUUAGUAGGUAAUUUAGAUAUACUGUGAUUCUGCUUUUGGCACUUGACGAAUCACUUUAGGAAGUUGGAACAACUUUGGAACUCAGAUCAUAUAUUGUAAUUUUUGGAAGGGGGGCUGUUUAGAGGAAAGGGUUGUAAUUUCUGCAUUCAA